AACUGCAGGAGGCUCACCAUGGUGCAGGAGAAGAAUGACGGGAUAGACAAAGACAUGGUCCCUCUAUCAAAUCAACAUAAUAGACCUGCAUUGUCAUGGGAAUUGAAGAUCAAGAAAAGGCGGAUCACUGUACCUCCAUGUCUUGGCAAGUACAGACCAGUUGUGGGCCAGUGUUGCCACCAGUGCACCCCGGACAGCCUGCGUAAGAGGUUUGGACAAAACUCUUUGCUUGGCUUCCACAACAUUCUAGAUGUCAACGAGACACAAACCAGGUAUCGAGGCUGGCUGGUGCGGAGGGUGUGCUGUGCAUUGUUUGUGAGGGGGUGCAAGGUUUACGCGAGUCCAGCUACAAACAGACUGGAGCGAGUGCUUCAGAGCAACAGGGUUAAGGAUGUGUUAGCAGCAGAGCAUGAAGCACCUGAGGGGCAAGACAGCCAAGGGCAGCUCAAGCUCCUCUCACCAUUCCUCCCUACCAUCAAAACCUGCAUCUCCCCUGGAUUCUUACGAUUCGUGGGCUGGGUGAUGCUGAAGAUGUUUUCUUCCUUAUUUGACAGCAUUCAAGUUAACCUCAACCAUCUGCCCGAUUUGCACAGAGUCUCGCAAGAGGGAUCUCUGCUGGUUUAUGUUUACGUGCGUCAGAGCGUCGUGGACUGUGCCCUCAUCCCUCUGGUGCUCUUCUGUCACAACCUGAGAGUCCCGUACACUGUUUGUCCUCUUCAGGUUUACAGCUCGCCCCUCAGAUCAAUCCUGCAGAAAGUGGGCGUGGUCCUCCUUCCACCGUCUGCAUCGACGGAGCAGGAAGCUGAGGCGGACCGACUGUACUCACCUGUCAUGACCUCUCUGGUACGUGAGCUGCUACAUGAGGGCCAGGCGAUUAGUGUUGGUGUGUCAUCAGAGUCUGGCCAAGGUGGCCAGUGGCUGGCUCGCAUCAGACAGCUCAUCAAAGAAGGACAUGUCCCUGAUGUCUGUCUGGUCCCUGUGGGCAUCUCCUACGACUGUCUGCCCAAAACGAGCAUACAGGUUGGCCUACGCACUGUGAUUCAGUGGUUGUUGUCUUUUUUCUGGAGGAGACCAGAAGGAUGUGUGAGGAUCCACCUCUCGCAGCCCUUUUCUCUCAAGGAGAUGUGCGAUUCAGGGAGGUGCCGGGUAGAUGAAUGGCUCCCUCUACAGGACCUGUUGCUGCCUGUGAUCCUCAACAACAGAUCUGACACUGUGUUUGGGCGGAGGAGGAUGUUGUGGCUCCUGACCUCUUCUCAUUAUGCAUCUGAACUUGAUGAGCUUACUCCAACAGAGAGAGACCUCAGCAUCGCCAUCAUCCUUCACCUCAUCUUCUCUGCAACUUCCUGCAAGGCUGUGAUGUCCACCAGUCUGGUGUCCAGUCUUUUGUUGUACAAACACCACAAGGGUGUUAGUGCAUCUGUCCUGUGUCGUGACGUGGCCUGGCUCACGGAGGAACUAUUGUUCAGGAACAAAGACGUCGGCUUUGGGGGGAGUUUACCGCAGGUUGUCCACUAUUCCCUCUCUCUGCUUGCCCCGCACCUCGUCAUAGGUGCAGUGCCAUCUAGGAAAGACCUCUUUAUUGUUCCCCGUCCCUCUCUCGAUGCCUCACUUCACCUCGCCCUCCAGGCUCAGAUUGUCACACACACCUUUAUAUCAGAAGCUGUUGGUGCAUGCGCGGUGUCUGCCAUGCUGUGCGAGGUGGCCGUCAGUGGCGUCGGCAGCGGGGGGAGGAACGACAGCAUGGACGGUGUGGAGGUCGGAGGUGACACAGACUUUGAUGUGGUGCUCUGCCAGUCUGAGCUGACGGAGCGAGCCCUGCAGCUCUGCCACCUCUUGCCUCCGGGCUUCAUGCCACCCUGUCAGUCAUCCCAGAGUUUUGCUCAGGACGCCAUUGACAGUCUGGUACGCUGUGGCAUCCUGAUCAUGGAAGAAAUUCCCAGAGAUGUCCCCAUCUGUGACUUCUGGAAGAAAGAGGGCACUAUGACCUGGACCACCUCUGACGACCCUUAUCACAGCGACUCUGACUGUGAUGAGCAGGACCUGCGCUCCUACAAGAUAAGUCAGCCAAGCCUCUGUCCGGAAAUGCUCUUCUUCCUCUGCAGUAUGCUGGCUGGACAUCUGAGGGCGCUGUGUUGGACCACAACAGCACUGGACCUCAUAGACUCACCUCUGCCUGAAACAGAGUUUGUGGCUCAGAUACACUCUCAUCUGUGUGACACGGCAAAGAAGAAGAAACAGCACUAUGAGAGCUGCUCAGAGGAGGCUGUACACACUGCAGUUAGAACACUAAUAGACCUGGGGGUCCUUUCGGAGGAGCGACAGAAGGAUGGCGUCUUCCUGGGCGUCAGUCCUUUGUUCCAGUCGCCAGAGAACAGGCAGAAACUGCAGCUCUUCAUCAAACAGUACCUCUACAACUAAAGUGCCUAACUGAGCAGCCGGACUCGAGGCCUCAACAUGACUCUUUGUUGUAGAGUCUGACCUCAUCCUGUGUUAGUAUCAGAGAAACUUAUGUUCAGUGUUACAAGGAAGGAAGAUCUGCGCCGAGCCGGGACGCCCGAGCCUUUAGGUUAAUUGCAUUUUGAUUUGUCAGAGAUGAGACAUUGAUUUUGAGUUUAUCUUUAGUAAUGGCAUUAGCAUAAAGCCACAGGAGACGGGGAUUAGGAAGUCCCUGUAAUCAGAUGUGAGGACUCGUAGGAUGAUGGUGCUCAGCGCAGCUUGUGUUUCAUGUUUACGUUGUAAUUAAGGCUGCUGACGUUGUGUUCGUUACAUGUGGAGAAUGUUUUGGUUCUUGUUUGUUUCCUAGUGUUUG
Molecule: messenger RNA, 2809 nt
Organism: Pleuronectes platessa (European plaice)
Lineage: Eukaryota; Metazoa; Chordata; Actinopteri; Pleuronectiformes; Pleuronectidae
Gene: gpat2
Product: glycerol-3-phosphate acyltransferase 2, mitochondrial
Exons: 22
Cellular component (GO): mitochondrial membrane
Source: RefSeq, a predicted model, not a curated record